This is a messenger RNA of Calidris pugnax (ruff), 675 nucleotides long. It is a transcript of the gene LIAT1, whose product is annotated as chromosome unknown open reading frame, human C17orf97. NCBI's taxonomy places the organism in Eukaryota, Metazoa, Chordata, Aves, Charadriiformes, Scolopacidae. Gene Ontology annotation, biological process: protein arginylation. Bases 1 to 675 code for a protein of 224 amino acids. The record is from RefSeq and is a predicted model, not a curated record. The transcript has 3 exons.
AUGGAAGGGAAGGUGCUGAGGGGAAGAGAGGUGAAGGGGGAAGGCUCCAGAGCAGCCGUGGGGGGCCAUGCCAGGCCCCACAGGCAGGAAAGCGGUGCAGGCAGGCGGCGGGGGGUGAGGAGCUGCCCGCGUCCUCCUCCACCACAGACCCCCGGCACGAAGCCACCACCAAGAAAGAAGCAGCAGCCACUGCUACACCGAAGUGCCACCACCAAGACCAGCGUGCGGGCAGAUAAACACCACCACAAAACCAGAAAGCAGCGGGCCCGCUCCCCUCCGUCAUCCGAAAUCCCAAGUCCUGGGAGGAAUCCUGACUCAGCCCAAAACAAAGCAGAAGAAAAACAGACAGAUGCAGAAAUAAAGAAGCUUGUAGCAUCAACUUCCAUUAUUUUGGACUCUAAUCAAACAGAUCAAGGUCUUUCUGCUCAGCUUAAUGAAAGCCUUCGAUGGGAUGGGAUUCUUGAAGAUCCCGUAGCCGAGGAAGAAAGGCUACGUAUCUAUAAGAUGAACAGAAGGAAACGGUACGAAUCGUAUAUCCAGCAACAUCUGCCUGCUGAGCCGUGCCCAAAUGUCAGGCAUUCCCCAUUACUUCAUCACAGGGCACCCUGCGCAAGCAGUGAUCACACAGCCUGUAAAGAAGAUUGCUGCAGUUAUUUUCCGGAGGAGCAAGCAUGA